AUGGAGGCUCCAUUUUUCCAGCUGAGGACCGGGGCGCGCGCUCCCGCUGUCGGAUUUGGAAGUGGGACUUUCACCAGCGCAGAAGAAAUCAAGGGGGCAGUUCUAAGCGCAAUCAAGCUUGGCUAUCGACACUUUGACACUGCUACCGCCUAUGGCACCGAGACAGCGAUCGGCGAGGCGCUCGCGAUAGCUUUCGAUGCCGGAUUGGUGACGAGGGAGGAGGUUUUUCUGACGACGAAGCUGAGAUCCGACGACCAUGCCCCGCAGGAUGUUCUUCCGGCAUUGAAGAAGAGCCUCAGUGCUCUACGGGUGGAUUUCGUGGACUUGUUUUUGAUGCACGCGCCUAUCAAGCUCACAAAAGGAGCUCGUUUUCCACCCAAGGAACACGAAAUUCUUCCUCUGGACAUUCCAGGCACCUGGAAGGCAAUGGAGGAUCGUUUCGACGAAGGACUCGCGAAAGCCAUCGGUGUUAGCAACUUUAGCUCCAAGAAACUGGGAGACUUGCUCGAAUACGCUCGAAUCCCUCCGGCCGCAAACCAGGUGGAGCUCCAUCCCAUUUGGCAGCAAAAGAAACUUAGAGACUUCUGUAGAGCUCAUGACGUCCAGGUCUUUGCAUGGUCACCUCUCGGGGGCCUCGGCAAAGUCUGGGGAUCCAAAUCCGUGCUCGAGGAUCCCGUCGUCCUGGAACUCGCAGCAAAGCACCACAAAUCUCCUGCCCAGAUCGUGCUUCGGUGGCUCACGCAGAUCGGCGUCGGCGCCGUCGUCAAGAGCUACAAUCCACAGCGACUGCGUGAGAACAUUCAAAGCUUCGACUUCGACUUGCUUCCCGAGGACCUCGAGACGAUCGAGUCGACCGUGCCGCAAAGGAGACUAGCAGCAUGGGAGUGGCUUUGCAACUCCACCACCAGCCCGUACAAGACGGUCCAAGAGCUAUGGGACGACGAGAUCUAACUCUAAACUCUGCGAAGAGUACAAUCCCGUGAGGGUGACAGGCACGGAAGCAAAGGAAUCGAAUUCAGCGACAAACCAACACGUGAAACGAAACAAUGGAUCUCUCCAUCUCUGGACUGGAACGGGACGCACUUAUUCACCGACAACACGCCAAUCACAUCAAACAUACUACCACAAAAAUGCGAAGAACUCCAGGCUUUUUUAAUGAGCUUGCAGACAAGCAGCAGUGGACCUCACUCACCUCACCUUUUACCUCACCUUCCUUGAGCGGGCAGUCACUCGGGCUCUUCAUUUCCGGGCCCUUCUUUCUUUUCACGGAUUCAAUGCGGCGGUGGUUGUUGUUGCUGUUGCUGUUGCUACUGCCGUGGUGGCCUGGCUGGAAAAUUACGAGUUUUUUCAAUGCAAAUAACCUGAGAGCC
Messenger RNA from Selaginella moellendorffii, 1370 nucleotides. RefSeq names its product NADPH-dependent aldo-keto reductase, chloroplastic. Gene Ontology annotation, cellular component: cytosol. NCBI's taxonomy places the organism in Eukaryota, Viridiplantae, Streptophyta, Lycopodiopsida, Selaginellales, Selaginellaceae. The transcript is spliced from 5 exons. The record is from RefSeq and is a predicted model, not a curated record. The coding region runs from base 1 to 951 and encodes 316 amino acids. Gene Ontology annotation, molecular function: aldose reductase (NADPH) activity.